CAAAAAAGUGGCAAAUGCUGGGCAUCGGCUUCAAGCUGAGUGACACGUCCGCGGCCUCGAUACGCAGCUCUCUGGGCGAGUUCCUACGCCGCGAGUAUGCGUCCGAUGGAGACGCGCAGCAGACAGAGACGCACCAGGCGGCACUGGACCAAUUUGGACAGCUUAAGAAGGAUGUAGAUCUAGUGCGCACGCCGUCGGCCAUCUCGCGUCACGUAUUGCUGCGCUAUUACGCGCAGCUGGAGAAAAUGGCACAGCGUUUCCCAUGUGACGGCGAAUCCGCUGGACGCACCGCACUACAGUUGCAGUUCACAUGGAACGACUCGUUCUGUCCGCGCAAGAAGAGUACGCAGACGGGCGUGUCUUUCGAGAAGGCGGCCGUCAUGUUUAACGUGGGCGCGCUGGAGAGCCAACUGGGCGUCCAAACGGACCGUAAUACGGCCGAGGGGCUUAAGACAGCCUGUCGUCACUUCAUGAGGGCCGCGGGGGCCUUCCAAGAGGUCAAAGAUAAGCUUGUGGAGCGAACACUAGGUGCCAGGACGCCCGACAUGAGCGCCGAAGGGCUGGGACUGCUGACAUACUUAAUGCUGGCUCAAGCUCAAGCUUGUUUCUACGAGAAAGCUAUCAAGGACCAAAUGAAGGACGCAAUUAAGGCCAAAUUGGUCCAUCAAGCGCUGGACUAUUAUGUCUCCGCUUUAGAAUUCUGUCGCUCUUCAGCUCUAGCUGGAGCUAUUGAUAGAUCGUGGAGUGUACAUCUACAGUUCCAGGUCCACUGUAUGCGUGCAGCUACGCAGUAUUGGCAGGGAACAGCGUCCAAAGCUGCUGCACUGGACCGAGGAGAAGGAUACGGAGAAGAGAUCACGCGGCUGGCUGCAGCAGACGCAGAGUGCACGGAAGCGUGCAAGGUAGCGACGCAGAACAAGCUGCCAACGUCACUCCUACAGUCUGCUCAAGCCUUGCAGCGUGUGGUGCGUGAACAUCUCGACGCAGCGAGGAAAGACAAUGCCAGUGUGUAUCUGGAGAAUGUACCCAAGUUUUCCGAGUUGCCAGCAGUGGGGAAGGCUGCGAUGGUCAAGCCAUUGGCCUUUACAAGCGAUGAGCUGCAGCAAGAGCUGGGAGGUGUGGAUUUAUUCGAGCAAUUCGUACCUAAGGAUUUGUUACUACGUGCUGAUGGUGUUAAACAAGAAAUCAAGACUAUUCUGGAGACAGCAAUGAAAAGAGUAUCCCAGACGAACGACGCAGCGAAGGAGAAGCUCUACGCUUUGGGUCUUCCUGCGUCCAUUGAAGCUUUUGAAAAGACUAGUGAUAACGGUAUCCCACGUACUAUCUGGCAACGUAUUCAGUACGUGAAGGUGACGACUGCAUCGGCUGCUAUGGGAGCUGGAGGUUCGAAGGAAAACCCAGUGGCGGCGUUUCUUCAGCUGCAGCUACAGGAGAACCAAAGGAUGUCGGACGAUGCCGAGAAGAACCUUCAUGCCAUCGAGUCUCGCUUAAGUCAAGAGGAAGUUGAAGACAAUGUGUGCAGACAGAAUUACGGGGAGAACCGAUGGACACGACCGGUGUCUUCUACUUUGAACCAGAACUUUCGCGCGGAUAUUGAUCGCUACUAUCGUCUAGUGAAAGAGGCGAAGACGUCUGAUGGCAUUGUUCGAGAGAAGAUGAGUGCGAACCACGAGAGUUUGGAGGCUCUAUCGCGGUCCAAGUUAAGUUUGGAUAAAGAGCUGCCAGAAUUGCUACAGGAUAACUCCAGCUGCAAGGAAGAGAUCGCUCAAGUGUCAUCUCUGUUGCUACGACUUGGUCAACUUGUGGAGGAGAAGGACCAAGUGCUGCGUGACUUCAGAGGCUCUUACGACAAGUUCAACGCGCUAUCUGUGUUGCUAAGCGGGAAUAAAACCAACGGGGUGUCCACAGACGCUGCACUCGAGACUGAGAAGCAGUUCUUCCGCGAUCAUUUCGAGGGAAAGAUCGCUGCUAUUUGUGAAGAAGAACAGACGCUGUUGGAUGAUUUGGUGCAGGCGAACUCCCGCUUUGAGGCCAAGAAGGAGACAGACCAUGUGCUACGCGAUCGUCAAGUAUUCUUGCAACAUCUAAGUGACGCAGUUGACGUCUUUGAACAACUGGAGUCGCAUGUAAAAGAAGGUGCAAAGUUCUAUGCUGAGCUGAGUGUUCGGAUCGCCCAGCUUCAUCAAACUGUGGCAGACCAUUGCUCUGCGCGCGAGCUCGAAAAGCGCGAGUUGGAGAUGAAUCUGACUGCAGAUGAGGAGAUGAGACAACGUGAGGCGGAAGACGCUGCGUUGGCGCAGAAAAUGAUGAACGACAUGCAGAUUCGGAAUGCUGCAACUGGUCCCAAUGCGAGCGAUGAAGCACUAGCUCGUCAGCUAGCUGGCAGUACCUCGCAGGUCUAUCAAUCGGCUAGUUCGCAACAGUCAGCGCCUCCUUCGUACGACUACGCUCGGCUACAGACUCAACAAGAACAUCCGUAUGCACAAUACCAACACACCCAAGGACCUACACAACCCCCUUCGUAUGGGAACGUCUCGACGUCGUCUGCGCCACCUGCGCCUUACGCAAGUAACCACAGUCAACAACAGCAAGCGUACAACUACUACCAAUACCCUGGUCAACAGUAUAAUCCGCUCUUCCCUACUGGAGACUCGGUGUAG
This is a messenger RNA of Phytophthora infestans T30-4, 2660 nucleotides long. Its product is annotated as programmed cell death 6-interacting protein, putative. Gene Ontology annotation, molecular function: protein binding. The transcript has a single exon. Lineage: Eukaryota; Oomycota; Peronosporomycetes; Peronosporales; Peronosporaceae. Gene Ontology annotation, biological process: protein transport to vacuole involved in ubiquitin-dependent protein catabolic process via the multivesicular body sorting pathway. Gene Ontology annotation, cellular component: endosome. The coding region runs from base 15 to 2660 and encodes 881 amino acids. The record is from RefSeq and is a predicted model, not a curated record.